GAAGAUGGACCCACAUAUGGAGAUUCAGCCACCCUCUGACUUCCAUCCAUGACCAUCACCACCAACCACCAUUUCAUGAGCACCUGCUCUGUGCCGGGCACUGUUCUGGACAGUGAGAGGGGACUCAAAAGAGAUAACAGGCACAGUCCUGUCACUCAAGCAGCUGGUAAUUUAAUUUGGGAGCUGACACCCACUCAAAUGAUGCGGCGUAAGAACGCUAACAAGAAUUAUUUCACUAGAAUGAGUACAAAAAAAAAAGUUCUUGCUUUUGUCCGUGUCAAACCCACAGAUGACUUUGCUCAUGAAAUGAUCAGAUACGGAGAUGACAACAAAACCAUUGAUAUUCACUUAAAAAAAGAUACUAGGAGGGGAGUUGUCAAUAACCAGCAGACAGACUGGUCGUUCAAGCUGGAUGGAGUUCUCCAUGAUGCCUCCCAAGAUUUGGUUUAUGAGACAGUCGCAAAGGACGUGGUUUCUCAGGCCCUCGAUGGCUAUAAUGGGACCAUUAUGUGUUAUGGGCAGACGGGAGCUGGCAAGACAUACACCAUGACGGGGGCCACGGAGAAUUACAAGCACCGGGGGAUCCUCCCUCGUGCCCUGCGGCAGGUUUUUAGGGUGAUCGAGGAACGCCCCACACAUGCCAUCACCGUGCACGUUUCUUACCUGGAAAUCUAUAAUGAGAGCCUGUUUGAUCUCCUGUCCACUCUGCCCUAUGUUGGACCCUCAGUCACGCCAGUGACCAUCGUGGAAAACUCUCAAGGCGUCUUCAUUAAAGGCCUGUCGGUCCACCUCGCAAGUCAGGAGGAGGAUGCGUUCAGCCUCCUUUUUGAGGGAGAAACCAACAGGAUUAUAGCCUCCCACACAAUGAACAAAAACUCGUCCAGGUCACACUGCAUUUUCACCAUCUACCUGGAGGCCCAUUCACGGACCUUAUCAGAUGAAAAGUACAUCACUUCCAAAAUUAACUUGGUGGACCUAGCAGGCUCGGAAAGGUUGGGGAAGUCUGGGUCCGAGGGCCAAGUCCUGAAGGAAGCCACCUACAUCAACAAGUCGCUGUCAUUCCUGGAGCAGGCCAUCAUUGCCCUCGGGGACCAGAAGCGGGACCACAUCCCCUUCCGGCAGUGCAAGCUCACCCAUGCCCUGAAGGACUCGUUAGGGGGAAAUUGCAAUAUGGUCCUUGUGACAAAUAUCUACGGAGAAGCCGCGCAGUUAGAAGAGACGCUGUCUUCACUGCGGUUCGCAAGCCGGAUGAAGUUGGUCACCACUGAGCCUGCCGUCAACGAAAAGUAUGAUGCUGAGCGAAUGGUCAAGAACCUGGAGAAGGAGCUGGCACUGCUCAAGCAGGAGUUAGCCAUCCAUGACAGCCUGGCCAACCGCUCCCUUGUGAACUAUGACCCCAUGGAUGAAAUUCAGAUUGCCGAGAUCAACUCCCAGGUGCGGAGGUACCUGGAGGGGACGCUGGAAGAGAUCGAUCUCUCUUCCCUCCAGAUAAUUAACCUCAGACAGAUCCGGGAAGUGUUCAACCAAUUUCGGGUGGUUCUGAGCCAACAAGAACAGGAAGUGGAGGCCACUUUGCGCCGGAAGUACACCCUCAUAGACAAGAAUGACUUUGCAGCCAUUUCUGCUGUCCAGAAGGCAGGGCUUGUGGAUGCUGACGGUCACCUAGUCGGUGAGCCUGAUGGACAAGGCUUCGGACUUGGUGUUGCCCCUUUCUCUGCCAAAGCCGGGAAGAAAUCCAAGUCCAGGAAGACAUUGAAAGAGCAGCUCAGCUCCUCGUCAAGAAAGGAAGGUGCCAGCAGCCCUGUGAGUGGCAGGGAUGUGGAUAUUUCCACUUCCAAGACACAGCUGACCCCAGCCUCCAAGGAUGGGGAUGUGAAAGAGAUGCUUUUGCGGGACCGGGAGACCUCCAACAUCGAAACCCUUCCCUCAGACUCCCCGAAGGAUGAGCUACGCCCACCCAGGCCCAGCACCCCACCCUCCAAGCCUGUGGCCUUUGAGGACUUUAAGAAUGAGCGAGGUAGUGAGAUUAACCGCAUCUUCAAAGAAAACAAAUCCAUCUUGAACGAGCGGAGGAAAAGGGCCAGUGAGACCACACAGCGCAUCAAUGCCAUCAAGCGGGAGAUUGAUGUGACCAAGGAAGCGUUAGAUUUCCAGAAGUCACUGCGGGAGAACCAAGGUGACUAUGAAAACAAGGGGCUGAUUAUCAUCGAUGAGGAGGAAUUCUUGCUGAUCCUGAAGCUCAAAGACCUCAAGAAGCAGUACCGUUCCGAGUAUCAGGACCUACGUGACCUCAAGGCUGAGAUCCAGUACUGCCAGCACCUUGUGGACCAGUGUCGCCACCGCCUACUCACAGAAUUUGAUAUCUGGUACAAUGAGUCCUUCUUAGUCCCUGAGGACAUGCAGGUGGCACUGAAACCAGGUAGCAGCAUCCGGCCAGGCAUGGUGCCUGCCAGCAGGAUAGUGUCUCUGGGAGAAGAUGACCAGGACAAGUUCAGCCAGCUGCAGCAGAUGAUGCUGCCUGAUGGCCCUGAUUCCAUCUCCUUCUACAAUGCCAAAGUCAAGACAGAACAAAAGCACAGUUACUUGAAAACCAUGAUGGUCCUCCAGCACGCACAUAGAAAAUAG
This is a messenger RNA of Pteronotus mesoamericanus, 2625 nucleotides long. It is a transcript of the gene KIF9, whose product is annotated as kinesin family member 9. Lineage: Eukaryota; Metazoa; Chordata; Mammalia; Chiroptera; Mormoopidae. The record is from RefSeq and is a predicted model, not a curated record. Gene Ontology annotation, biological process: mitotic cell cycle; microtubule-based movement. The coding region runs from base 49 to 2625 and encodes 858 amino acids. The transcript has 21 exons. Gene Ontology annotation, cellular component: microtubule; kinesin complex. Gene Ontology annotation, molecular function: microtubule binding; microtubule motor activity; ATP hydrolysis activity.